This is a messenger RNA of Amoebophrya sp. A25, 3225 nucleotides long. The record is from the annotation of a GenBank genome assembly. Lineage: Eukaryota; Dinophyceae; Syndiniales; Amoebophryaceae.
AGGAAGGAGGGGUAUCAUAAACGACUCAUACACUGACGAAUCGUCGAGCCUAGAAGAAGAAGCAUUGAUUCUUUGGUAUACAACGAAAAAUUUCGACAUCUUUUUCUUCUACUAUUUUUCUUCGACAUUUGAAGUGAGUAGACAAGUUACAACACUUUUUUCUUUCUUUGUAGAACCAACGCAUUCUACCUUUUUAAAAGUUUUAAAACAACUAGUUGUUGAAUACUCUAGGUCACGAAGAACACAAUGGGACGCAACAAGCCAACGCACUUUGUCACACGCCAGAAGAAGCUGGCAAAGCGACUAGAGAACAGUGGACGAAAGCAAAAUGCGGUACGAAAACAGGAUGCAAAAACAGGAUCAAACAAGGGCCAAGGCGGUAAAGUACUAGCAGGAGGCUCGUCUUCCAAGAAGACUUACCUGGCCGCCCGUUUAGAGACGAAGGUAAAGGACUUGCAGCAAUCCCGCGACCUGAUCGACAAGCUGCAACAGACACAACAGCGACAAGAGGAAUACGAAGCGGCGAGAGCAGAGGCAGACAGGAUAAAACGCGAGGAAUUGGAAGAGGCGGGUGACACCAAUAGAAAUCGGGAAGCCGAAAACACGCGACGAAAAUUCUACCAAGAAUUGCGGAAAGUCGUCAACAGCAGCGAUGUUCUUAUUCAGGUACUUAAUUCUAAAAAAAUAACGCCAUGUUGAGUUGUAUAUUCCGGAAGACGCAAGUAGCGCAAUACAAACAAUGUAAAAAUACAAGAGAAAGAUCUCACAUAUAAUUCUAAAACAACGCCAUGUUGUGGCUUCUCUCACAGAAGCCGAGGUGUGCUGCCCCUGGGCAUCUUAUCCUGGCUUCCUAGUAUUACUUAGACUUUCUUUACUCCACAUGUCCUCAGACUCAGAGUCAGAUUGAAGUGAUUUCUUCUGGUGAUAUAAAAAAACAGGUCUUAGACGCACGCGACCCAGAUGCUUGCCGCAACCGUGCUAUUGAGCGAGAGGUCUUGUGCGACAAGAGUAAAAAGAUGAUUCUCCUCUUAAACAAAGUUGAUUUGGUUCCGCGCGAAGCGGCAGCUGCGUGGAUGUCUCGCCUGCAACGAGAGUUCCCGACGUUGCUGUUCAAAUGUGGUUCAGCUAGAGGAACUAACGUGACCUCCGCAACCAAUGCGAAAGACGGCCAACUGCAGUCAAGCACUGCAGUUCUAGGUGCAGACACACUUCUGCAGCUUCUCUUAUGGCAGGAGAAAUAAGUUUUAUACGACAAAUUAUAUUUUUACCAAAAGCAAAUUUUUAUGCUGAAGAGAAUCCCCGAUUCCUUUUUGCUUGACUUCUUUGUUUUCCUUUUUUCAGGUUGUAACUUCUUUCUCACCUAACGAGUAUCAUAGAUAUCAAGCACAUGAUAGAUCCAAAAAUCGUAAUCGGAUUAUAUACAUACUUUGAGUAUCAUCUUCAUUCCUCUAAUUCCCAAAAACUAUUCGAGAACGGCAGGCGGCAGUAAGAAAAGUAUUGCGGUUGGCAUUGUUGGGUAUCCAAAUGUCGGAAAGUCCAGUGUCAUCAACAGUCUUAAGCGAUGCACCGCGGUCAAAGCAGGAAACACAGCAGGAGUGACGAAAGCGUAUUCUUGCGUUUUUUUACUCUAGUAUAGGCACCUCUAGUAUAGGUAGUACAAUCGUCAUCAUCAUACCCACAAAACAACUGGUGAUCAUGACUCAACAUUUGGGAUAUCAUCAUUGCUAUUUUGUGACUUAAGUACAACAUUACUCACUAUGAGUAAGUAAUCUAGAAAUUCGCUUCUGAAUAACUAUGGCCACGUCUCAACAAAAACCAGUAGGAAGAAGACCAAGAUUAGAUGUUCUUAAUCUACUAGCAUGAAGAAACCUUCUUAGGUGCGUAUGAUAAAUUAGGUAAUAUUUCCUCCAUCCUUCGUCUCAGGUACCAAGAAGUAAUUCUCGACUCCAAGAUUCGCUUGAUCGAUAGUCCUGGUGUCGUGUUUAGCGGUAAGACAGAGGACCCUAGUCACGUUCUUCGGAACGCUGUCAAGGUUGAGGCGCUUAAAGAUCCAGUCCGCGUCUUAGAACUGCUAGCCGAGCAGAUCUCUCUGGGCAAAUUGCUAGAGCAUUUUGAGGUUUUCCUAGAAACGACGACGAAUGACGUGGACAUGGCUAGUGAAGGUGUCCUUGGAUCGUCCUCGUCGUCACCAAGCGCGAACAAGAGCAAUGCUACUCCUGGUGCGUCAACAUCUUCAAAGGGCAAGACCAGUAGAUCACAGUCAAUACGGCAUUUGGAGUCCGUGCGCGAGUUUUUGAUUGAAAUUGCGACUAGCAGAGGGCAAUUGAAGCGGGGAGGCGCCCCAGACCUUUCUCGCGCGGCUGUGCUGGUUUUAAAGGAAAUCGCCUGUGGAAAGUUCCGCUACCACGUGAUGCCCCCACCAGAUCUGUCUGACGAGAUGGAUGACGUUAAGGCUUUCACAUCCAUGUUUUCACAUCCAUGUUUUCACAUCCAUGUUUUCACAUCCACGUAUUCAUGUCUAUUCGAAAACUCAAAAUAAGCGAGCUACUGACUGAAAUAAGUAGAGAGGCUUGACUACAUUCCUCUUCUUUCAGUAUCUCGCUUAUUUUCAAUAGUUACUCGGUUAUUUCAGUUUUUCGAAUACUUAAGAGGUGUACUAUCAUUGACGCAUUGAUUUUGAUUUUUGAAGGGGAAAGUCUUUGACUCGUUGUAGUUUCAUCUUUUCAUCAAAGGGAAAACCAACGGACGCAUGUUGAUUUUUGAAGGGGCAAGAUGCACCUUCAAGAGAUGCACCUCAUUCUUAAGAGAUGAAUGAAUAUUAUAGGAUGGAAGGUCUAAGAAUAACGGGAUGGACCUGGACGGGCACGGAGAUGGUGGCGCCUUCACUUCCUCCAAAAAGGAGAUCGUGCUUUCUCGUGCGGAAUUCAACAUCGACGAGCUCGACUCUGUACGCGUUAUCGGCAAGAAAAGUUCUCCUGACACCGCGUCUAGCAUGGAAGACUAGAGGAUGAACAACAUUUUUGGCCAAUAAAGAAGAGACGAUGUUGUAACAUUUCAUUGUCACAACUUGUUCACAGAUUUGUUUUCCUAGCAUGAUGCAUAAGUAUAAUUAGAAAACCUCGCUUCAACAGUGGGAAGCCGAGAUUUGUAGCGCCUCCACUACCCCUUCUUGCAGGGCACGCUUUUAGAGCUGGCAGCUAAGGUUUCUUCCACUCGUCCCUCUAG